This is a messenger RNA of Acanthamoeba castellanii str. Neff, 1497 nucleotides long. RefSeq names its product FAD binding domain containing protein. The transcript is spliced from 2 exons. The record is from RefSeq and is a predicted model, not a curated record. The coding region runs from base 1 to 1497 and encodes 498 amino acids. NCBI's taxonomy places the organism in Eukaryota, Discosea, Longamoebia, Acanthamoebidae. Gene Ontology annotation, molecular function: FAD binding; monooxygenase activity.
AUGACAUCCAUCACUAGCAGCAGCAGCAGCAGCACAGCUGACAAAGAUGAAGACAAAGUUGGAGGACCCGCGCCGCCCCACGCGCUCAUCAUCGGGGCGGGGAUCGCCGGCUGCACGCUGGCGCUCCUGCUCAAGCGCGUCGGUGUGACGUCGACCAUCUACGAGGCCUACCCGCGCGAACAGGCCUGCCAGGGCAGCGGCGGCGGCCUCCAGAUCGCGCCCAACGGCAUGCUGGUGCUCGACCACCUGGGCCUGGCCGGCGAGCUCCAGCCCCGCGGCAUAGUGUGCCCCGACUUCGCCUUCUACAACCAGUACGGCAAGCGGCUCGUGGCGCUGCCGGUCGACCCAGACCGCGAGUUCGCUCAGCCGGCCGUGAUGAUGACCCGCGCCACCAUCCACGAGGUGUUGAUGGAGGCCGUUGAGCACGAAGAGGGCAUUAAAGUCGAGUUCGACAAGCGCCUCGUCAGCCUGUCGGGCUUCGAUACCGAAGGUGAUGAAGCCGAUGAUGACAGCGGCGGAGCGGUGACAGCCCUGUUUGAAGAUGGGAGCUCGGCGCGCGGAGACCUGGUGGUCGGGGCCGACGGGCUGCACUCGCGCACGCGGGCCAUCGUGCUGGGCGACGAUGACCCCCGGCCCCAGUUCCUCGGGUUGAUGACCUCCGGCGGCUUCGCGCGCACCGACGCCCUGCUCGACUUGCCCGAGGACCAGCAGGGCACGGCCCACUUCCUGUGCGGCCCGACCGGCGGCACGUUUGGCUACUGUCGGGUCCGGGCCGACGACCCGCGGCUGGUCAUGUGGUGGCGCAACAUGUACGUGGGCGACCACCCCGAGUGGUGCGAGCGAGCGCCGACUCGGGACGAGCUGCAGGCCAUCGACACCGACGAGCUCAAGGCGCGCAUUCUCGACGUGCCGGGCGGGUGGUCGCCACUGGCUCGCCAGCUGGUGACCGAGACCGAACACAUCCUGCGCGGCACCGUGCACGACGUGGCUGCGCUGCCGUGCUGGUUCGCCGGCCGCGCGGUGCUGAUCGGCGACGCCGCGCACGCCGUGAGCCCGCACUCGGGCCAAGGCGCCUCGCUGGCGCUCGAAGACGCCAUGUACCUGGCCAAGAUGAUCCGCCUGGCCCUGCGCGACCACCGCGCCACCCGGCGGCGACGACGGCCAGCGGCGGUUGUCCGCGAAGACGGUGCCCAAGGCGGUGUUCGAGUCGGCGUUCCGGCGUUCGAGGCCGGGCGCAAGGCGCGGGCGGAGAUGGUGGCGGCGGAGGGAAGACGGCGCGGCGAGCCGCGGGCGGUGAAGGCGGGCGAGCAGCCGCCGGGCGCGAUCCGGCAGUGGCUCACCGAGAAAAUGCUGCUCGCCGUCUUCAAGCUCCUGGUGCCCUCCUCCUUCAAAACGGCGUUCGGCUACCGGAUCGAGUGGGACGACUGCGAGAGCCUGGCCGACGCUGAGCAGCGCAGCAAGGGCUCGACCUCCUGGUGGCCAUGGCAGACCGCCUGA